AUGCGGGAGCACUUGCACUACAGCAACAAGCUGGUCGGCAUCCGGCGGCACUAUCGCCGCUGCGCGCCGGCAACGCCCCACAUCGCCGUAGCCUUCCUCCUCGUCGCGCUCGGCGUGCUUUACCUCAUCUUCGGCCCGACCAACUCCGACCUCAACCUCGUUCUCGCCAUGCCUCGCGUCCACGUCGUGUUCAACGAACCCGCCGUCGUCCCAGCGGCGCCUGCUGCCGCCGCGCCUGCCUCCGGCAACGCGACCGACGAUGACGAGGACCGCGGCCUCCCGCCGCCUCGGCAGCUGACGGACCCGCCCUACUCGCUGGGCCGAGCCAUCCUGGACUACGACGCGCGCCGGUCCGCGUGGCUCGCGGCGCACCCGGAGGUGCAGGUGCAGCCAGCGGCCGGGAGGCGGCCGCGGUUGCUGGUGGUGACGGGAUCGGCGCCCGCCCGGUGCCCCGACCCCGACGGCGACCACCUGCUGCUGCGGGCGUUCAAGAACAAGGCGGACUACUGCCGCGUGCACGGCCUCGACGUGUUCUACAACGCGGCGUUCCUGGACGCCGACAUGUCCGGGUUCUGGGCGAAGCUGCCGCUGCUGCGGGCGCUGAUGCUGGCGCACCCGGAGGUGGAGCUCCUCUGGUGGGUGGACUCCGACGCCGUGUUCACGGACAUGGCGUUCGAGCCGCCGUGGGAGAGGUACGAGCGCCACAACCUGGUCCUCCACGGCUGGCCCGCCAAGGUGUUCGAGGAGAGGAGCUGGGUCGGCAUCAACACCGGCAGCUUCCUCAUCCGCAACUGCCAGUGGUCGCUCGACCUCCUCGACGCGUGGGCGCCCAUGGGGUCACGCGGCCCCGUCCGCGACAGCUACGGCGAGCUCUUCGCCCGGAGCUCUCCGGGCGCCCGCCGUUCGAGGCGGACGACCAGUCGGCGCUCGUGUACCUGCUCCUCACGCAGCAGGGCGGGUGGGGGACAAGACGUUCAUCGAGAGCACCUACGAGCUCAACGGCUUCUGGGAAGGGAUAGUGGACAGUACGCCGACAGCUACCCAGUGGACCGGUGCCGGCGCGGCAUGGCGCGCGUUCAACUUCGCCGACGACCAGAUAAUGAGGCUGUACGGGUUCGAGCACGGUCGCUCAACACCACCGCCGUGCAGCGCGUCGGAAACGAGACCGGCGGCCCGCUGGACGCGGACGAUGAGGAGCUCGGCCGGCUAUUGCACCCCACGUUCAGGGCUGCCAGGCCCACACAGACGUAG
Molecule: messenger RNA, 1251 nt
Organism: Miscanthus lutarioriparius
Lineage: Eukaryota; Viridiplantae; Streptophyta; Magnoliopsida; Poales; Poaceae
Source: the annotation of a GenBank genome assembly